Messenger RNA from Mus musculus (house mouse), 5218 nucleotides. RefSeq names its product dorsal inhibitory axon guidance protein (gene Draxin). NCBI's taxonomy places the organism in Eukaryota, Metazoa, Chordata, Mammalia, Rodentia, Muridae. The record is from RefSeq and is a predicted model, not a curated record. Gene Ontology annotation, biological process: commissural neuron differentiation in spinal cord; Wnt signaling pathway; forebrain development. The coding region runs from base 88 to 1185 and encodes 365 amino acids. Gene Ontology annotation, cellular component: extracellular region. The transcript is spliced from 7 exons.
UUGUUGGGGGGAGGGGGUCCGCCAGGGACGCCCUGCCGCUGCCCUUUGUCCCCCACACCCCCCCACACACACACGGGGCCACUCCAGAUGCGCCACCGCUGCCCGGCGCCCCUCCCGUCCCACGCGCCCCGGGGCCUCGCCGAGGGAGAGCCAAUGGCAGGGUGCCCCGUCCUCAGGGUCCCCACGCUGUUCCUGAUCCUCCUGCUGUUUCCAGAGCUCCACACGGCAGGCACCCUUGCAUCUGGAUCCUCUGCCCGGAACCUGCCGGAGACCCACUCCCACCUCCCCAGCUCUGCACUGUGGGUGUCCCAGGCAAGCCAUCAUGGCCGUCGGGGCCUGGGGAAGAAAGACAGGGGCCCAGGAAGGCCUAGCCGGGCCCAGGAGGGGGCUGUGGUCACUGCUACCAAGCAGGCUUCCCAGAUGACACUCGGACAGCCCCCUGCUGGCCUUCUGCAGAAUAAGGAGCUGCUUCUGGGGCUGACUUUGCCCUACCCCGAGAAGGAGGCCCGGUCUCCCGCUUGGGAGAGGGUGAAGAAACGUGGCAGAGAACACAAGAGACGCAGGGACCGUCUGCGACUGCACCGAGGCCGAGCUGCCAUCCGUGGCCCCAGCUCCCUCAUGAAGAAGGUGGAACCCUCUGAAGACCGGAUGCUGGAGGGUACCAUGGAGGAGUCUUCCACUAGCCUGGCCCCCACCAUGUUCUUCCUGACCAUGACAGACGGUGCCACGCCUACUACAGAAGAGUCCCGGAUCCUGCCUGUCACGUCCUUGCGGCCCCAGACACAGCCCAGGUCUGACGGGGAGGUGAUGCCCACACUGGACAUGGCCUUAUUUGACUGGACGGAUUAUGAAGACUUAAAGCCAGAGGUCUGGCCUUCUGCAAAGAAGAAAGAGAAACACUGGAGUCAUUUUACCAGUGAUGGUAACGAGACCUCGCCAGCUGAGGGGGAUCCGUGUGACCAUCACCAGGAUUGCUUGCCAGGAACUUGCUGUGACCUCCGGGAACAUCUCUGCACACCCCACAACCGCGGCCUCAACAACAAAUGUUUCGACGACUGCAUGUGCAUGGAAGGGCUGCGUUGCUAUGCCAAAUUCCACCGGAACCGCAGGGUCACUCGGAGGAAGGGGCGCUGCGUGGAACCGGAGACAGCCAACGGGGACCAGGGAUCUUUCAUCAACAUCUAGUGCCCUAGUGGUGCCUCCCCACCGGCCCGGGGUCUGAGCCAGGGAGGUUUAGGACAAACAGGACCGUGUUAGUAACUAGCUCAGCUUGGGCUGAGUAGGGAACCAAUGGCUGAGGCAGCAGGUGUACGCCCAGUACACUCAACCACAAGCUGGAGAGCGGUUUAGCAGAGAGCAGUGCGCCAGAGCCCGCCCGCCCGCAGUCCGGGGUGGGACCCCCACCUGCUCCCUGAUUCUGCUCGACUCGGCGGUGGCUUUGUGUAGCGCACCCUCUUCUGCUCGACACCAGCAUUGCAGCAGUUUCAAUUGGCGAAAACAAGAGGCUUCCUUGACUGAAAAGGGUUGGAAAGAGAGGGGACAACUGACAGUCCUGGAUCUGGAAUGCUAUGUCGCAGGCAAACGCCAAGCGCCACAUGUAUUUUUACUGAAUUUCCACAGAGACCGUGGUAAGAGACCACUGACCCGCACCUGAGGUGCGCGAUCCCACGUUCAGAGUCCCACGUCAUCCAUGAUCCUCCAGUUUUGGCCACAGAGACUAGACUUGACCUGUUCUCAGGCUUUUCCCAAGAGAGACUUAUGUCUUUUUUGAUGGACUGAGUCUCACUCUUUGGCCAAGCUGGCAACUCAGACAAUCCUCCUGCCUCAGUCUUCCAAAUGCUGGAAUUAUAGGCAUGGGUCAGCAUAUUUGGCAGGUGUAUCUUCCUUAAAAACAAGACAUUAGGGCUGGGGAUGUGGCUACGUUUGUAACAUGCUUGCCUGGAAUGCAUGAAUCCUGCCCAGGCUGGACUUCUUCUGAUUAGUGAGUGUGAGGCCAGACCACAGCAGACUGCAUCUCAAGCAAAACAAAGUAAGCUGUUUGCCUCACCUGCGCGAGGCCCUGGGCUUGCUCCCAUUCCGUUUCCCCCUCCUCCCACUUCUUUCCCUCAGCUCCUACACAGGGCACCUGUUUUCAAGUGAAGAAUAAUCCCCAUGGCUGGGUCCUUGCAUGUGACAGGUGCUAAUCAUCAUCAUGAAUAGGAGAAACAGUAACGUUGCUCUGCUCCUAUGCUUAUCCAUAGCCCAGAUCAUCCAGUCCUGAGACGCCACGUCACUCCCUCCUCAGUGGUCCUCAGUCUCUGCUCUGCUGCAAAGGCAUGCACACACGUCCCCACAUGCUCGCCAGACAUACUGUGUAAUGACUCUCACCCUCCAUCCCUGACACUCCAUCCUUCACAUCAGCAGCGAUGCCCCCUUGGAAAGUGGGGCCACCUCUGAGUCUGGGGUACAGCGUGAAGCACCCCUACAGGCUAGAACCGUGACGACAAGCCCACGCUUACCGGCACUACUCAGGACAUGUCUCAGCGGAUCUGAGAUCCCUGCGCCUGGCAUCUCCGUCCUGAUCAACUUUUGCGAAGGACAAAAGCCUUCCCAGGACAAGCCCUCCCCAGCCUGGACCUCACCCGUGGGAUGCCAGGGCUGUUUACUGCUUUGGGAUAACCAGUCUGGUCCAGGGUCAGGCUCCAAGGAAAGCUGGCAGAUCGAGAAGAAAUCAAAUAUGCUUGUUCUUCUUUCCAAGCUGGGUCUGAUAGGCCUGGGGAGUGGGCGGGGUGGGGGCGGGGCCAGGAGUCGGAAGGAUCAAGGCCAAGGUGGGAAAGCAAGUCCUAAUACAGAUUUCUUUUCCUUUUUUGUAGUACCAGAGCCUUGCACGGUCCAGGCAAGUGCUCGACUACUGAGUUACGUGCUAACUUGGUCUGGGCUUCAAAGUCUCCAAAGCUCCCCCAGGGAGCUGCCUUGGUCCCCUGUCUUCUCACCUGCUGCAGUAAAGAGCCUGUUCUUCCAACUCACUUUGCUGACCUUAGGGAAGUUACUUAAGGUCUCUGUCCCUUGACUUUUCAUGUCUGGUUCUUACCAGGUGUUUAGUACAGUGUCUGGCCCAUAACACACACACACACACACACACACACACACACACACACGCACGCACGCACACACGCACACACGCGCACAUGCACACACACCUAGAGUGCCAGCUAACAAACGUCAACGGGCCUUUUCUUCCACAGUGAUCCAUCAUAUAGCUAGUGAUUUUUCUAAAAAUUGAUGUCUCACUACACAGUCCUAGCUGAUCUGAAAUUCAUAACGUAGACCAGCUUGGCUUGGCCUGGGACUCACAGGGAUCUGCCUGCCUCUGCCUCUGCCUUUCCUGUCCUGGGAUUAAAGGUGUGCAUCUCCAGGCACAGUUCAGGAUGCUUUCUCUUUCUCUGGUUUCUCCAAAGUGCAUUAAUCCCAGCACUCGGGUGGCAGAGGUAGGUGAAUCUCUGUGAGUUCAAAGCACGGCUGGUCUACAUAGAGAGUUCCGGGACAGCCAGGGCUAUGUAGAGAGAUCCUGCCUCAAAAAACAAAACAACAAAACAAAAACCAAACUAACAACAACAAAAACCAAAGUGUACGGCACAGAGCAAAGCCACUUUGCUGGGGACACAUUUGGAUUCCCGGCUGAGGCAGGGCUGGAAGAGCUUGUGGCUAUGCAGGAUCAGGUUUGUGUGUGUGUAAAAGGGGGUCCUGGUGGAGGACUGAGCAGGAUGAGGAGAGGUUAAUAGCUGCCUAGACAGGCCACCUGAGCUGAUGCCUCAAGAACACUCUGACAGAUCUCCAUUGUCCCCAGACAGGGACUAUUUGUCUGGGUUUUGUCUGAUGAUGCAAAGGGGUUGUUCUCACAGUUGGUGGAAAAGGGCUGAGGGUCCUGUGACCUGAGACUCAAACUUCAAAGGAAAAUGACAGCUUUGCCUGCCCUUUGAGGAGGUCGAGUUCCAAGACCUCACCCCUUCUCCUGCUAAGGAGCUUCAUUGAGUCCUUCUCCAAGCCUCCUCGGGUCCUCUCCAGGCUCCUCCUACCACUGCCUACAGUGAACCUAUGGAGCCUACAAGGACCAUGUUUAGAAACUAAGGAACCAGGAGUCCUGGGUGCCAGAAAAGUGGAGUCUGGAGAGGCCAACAGCCGAGGCUCCCUUUUGAGGGGUCUUGGGUCUGGACUCCAUUAAUUCUGGCCCUCCAUGACAGCCUUCAUGCUCACAGGCCACAGGGAGUAUGUGAUUACUGUAGGCCACGGCAGUUGUGAAGACACAGAAAAUGGGAGGCCAGGUUAAGCCGGCUGCGUACAGAACAAGGUGUUUAUACUGCAGGGAAUGAGGUUUCCAAAUCUCAAGGAAGAGCAGACAUGGGACAGAUCCAUGGCCAAGCCUCCUCUUGUUGCCAAGUCAUCUGGUAGAAUCACAGAGCCUCCCUUCAACUUUCCCUAGUCUACAUCUGCAGGUACCAAUAAGACCAUCUACAUAACCUGCAAGAAACAUGUUUAAAAAGCAAAAGAUCAGGAGCCCUGGCUGCCAGGAAUGCGGGUUCUACCCCUUACCUACUGAAGCACAGUCACAAGGGUGUCCCCUUCCCCACUCCCAGCAUCUGGCUUCUAAUACAAUCUCCAGGUUGCUCUUGGGUGUGAUGGGUUGGGUGUCACAGGUCCAGGAUACAGAUGGAGGACAGAUGCUGGGGGCCGGGGACAGUCGUUUGGACAGUUCAGCACUAUUGCAUUCGCUGUGGCUUGGCAACUCUGAGGUCUGCUUCCUGGCAACUAUCAGCAAGGGCAAACUUAACACCCAGAGCCUGCCUUCUGGGCUGUUGGCUCUGCUUAGAGGACACAAGUGGGGCCCAGUGGUUAGGAACACUGAAUGCUCUCCCAGGGGACCCAUGUUCAAUCCCAGGUAGUCUCACAGCUACCUAUAACUUCAAGAUCUGACACCCUCACCCAGACAUAAUGCAGGCAAAACAUCAAUGUACAGGAAAUAAAAAAAUAAACUAACAUUUUAGAGGACGCCAGGUGGGCUCCUAGGCCCAGAGCCUCUAUGGUUGGACUUUUGGAGUCUUGAAUAAUUCCUUGGAGGGCUGUAGCUCUUCCACCUUGGAACGUGGGAGCAUCAGGGGAAGGGGUGUCAUGCCUUGAUUUAUAAUGCCUCCUUGCAUGGAUUCUCCAAGCUGUAAAUAAAGAGGUGACAGUUGCUAAGCCA